UGUGGCGUUUGGUAUCGUGAAAAUUUUGACAUUUUAAAACACAAAAAUAAAAUAUCAAUCGCUGCUCGUGAAUUUUAUUGAAUUUUCCGCAUUUUCCAAGUGCAAAUGCCACCAAAACUCAAAUUUGCCGAAGGUGAAAAGGUCCUGUGCUUCCAUGGACCUCUCAUAUAUGAGGCCAAGGCGCUCAAGAGUCAGGUGCUAAAGGACAAACAAGUGCGGUACUUUAUUCACUAUGCAGGAUGGAAUAAAAACUGGGAUGAAUGGGUACCGGAGAAUAGGGUGUUGAAGUACAAUGAGGCAAAUGUGCAGAAGCAGAAGGAGGUGUCGAAGCAGCACGCAAGCCUGGCGGCGAAGAAUAAAAAGGCACCCGGAAAGAGCAAGAAGUCGGACGUGCAGACAGCAAGUACGUCCAGUAAGGAUAAGGACAGCGAUUCGCGUGCAUCGACGCCGUCCAAGGAGCUCACCACCAAAGAGACCAAUGUGUCACAGGGGGCUACACCCGCAGCCGCACCCUCAUCCACGAGGCGCUCGGUGAAACCCACAAAUGCCCAGGAUGCAUCCACGGAGCAGCCGCGAAAGAAGCGUGGGCGCCUCGAUACGAAUGCCGAAACGGAGGAACAAUUCCUCUCGAAGGUGGAGAUCAAGAUUAAAAUACCCGAUGAGCUGAAGCCAUGGCUUGUGGAUGAUUGGGAUGCAAUUACGCGGCAGCACAAAUUGGUGGAGUUGCCGGCCAAGGGGACGGUGCAGGAUAUCAUUGAUGGGUAUGUGCAGUACAAAAAGAGUAGCAAGAGCACAACACCCACAAAGGAGACUGCCCUCACGGACGUGGCCAAUGGCCUAAUUGAGUACUUCAACGUGAUGCUCGGCUCGCAGCUACUCUACAAAUUUGAGCGUCCGCAGUAUGCGGAGAUACUGCAGCAGCAUCCGGAGAAGCCAAUGGCUAAAAUUUACGGUGCUGAACAUCUUUUGCGCCUCUUUGUCAAACUGGGAUCAAUGCUCGCCUUUACGGCACUCGAUGAGAAAUCCAUUCAGAUUCUCCUCGUUCACUUACAGGACUUUCUCAAAUAUCUAGUGAAAAAUAGCUCUACCCUCUUCAAUAUGCAGCACUUUGUCAAUGCCAGCCCUGAAUACCAUCGCAAGGCGCAGUAGGAUGGGAUAUCUGGCUAUACGGAGGCUCUCCCCCAACACGCUCCCCAGGUAAAGUAACAACAUAUUUUACCAAAAUAAAUACAAAAAAAAAAAAACAAAUAUUGCAAAAAAUCAUUAAAGUAAUAUUAAUUGUUUCAAAAGGAGAAGAAAAGAAAAGUCCUAUGAGGGUACAGUAGGACAUUCAUUCAUAUCUGCACAUUAUCUCGCAUUAUUCAUACUACGGAAAUCUUUUACAUUACAACAAUGUAAAAUUUGCAUUAAAAAAAUUAAGUAGAUUUUGAUUUAAUUGAUUUUGUUGAUGCCAAAAAAUCAGAAAAUUAGAAAAAAAAUUGACUUUGACGCAACAAAAACGUUACAAAUAUAUUUUAAAAAUAUUAAAUUUAACAAUAUUUUGUAUUAAAUUGAACAAAAAUUGAAAAAAA
This is a messenger RNA of Lutzomyia longipalpis, 1571 nucleotides long. It is a transcript of the gene MRG15, whose product is annotated as mortality factor 4-like protein 1. Bases 106 to 1149 code for a protein of 347 amino acids. Gene Ontology annotation, cellular component: nucleus; NuA4 histone acetyltransferase complex. Gene Ontology annotation, biological process: chromatin organization; regulation of DNA-templated transcription. NCBI's taxonomy places the organism in Eukaryota, Metazoa, Arthropoda, Insecta, Diptera, Psychodidae. The record is from RefSeq and is a predicted model, not a curated record. The transcript has 3 exons.